UUUGCAGCACUAAGCUGGCGCAUUAUGCAAGCAUCGCUACCGUCCUCUCUGAGCAAGUGCCUUCACGAAGCGACAGGCCUUUUUACAGUUACAUGUUUCACGUUAGCUGUAAUGCACUCUGCCCCGGCUGAAUAUCAUCGGCAUUAUCAGUCCUUCGCCGUUUCGGACUCUCGCUGCGGUGUGCGCUGGAUACAGGCAAGCUUGCAGGGAGAGACAUGGCGCGUUUCCUUUUCAGGGGAGCUAGGCGCGGCUUCGAGUCUUCGUCAGGCGGAGGGGUAA
Messenger RNA from Periconia digitata, 279 nucleotides. The record is from the annotation of a GenBank genome assembly. Lineage: Eukaryota; Fungi; Ascomycota; Dothideomycetes; Pleosporales; Periconiaceae.